Messenger RNA from Aspergillus melleus, 360 nucleotides. RefSeq lists its product as uncharacterized. The coding region runs from base 1 to 360 and encodes 119 amino acids. The record is from RefSeq and is a predicted model, not a curated record. The transcript has 3 exons. Lineage: Eukaryota; Fungi; Ascomycota; Eurotiomycetes; Eurotiales; Aspergillaceae.
AUGCGCUGGACUCAAGAAAACGAGCAGAUUCUGCUGAGAACCAUCUUCGCUACUCAGGACAUUCACCUCAACCUUGACGAGAUUGCUGAGGCCUGGCCCGGCGAUGAGAAGCCCACUCCGAAGGCUCUGAGCGAGCAGUUGCACAAGUACAGAAAGAACGGAAACGGGACCAACAAGGUCACUUUCAGCGGAGCCAAGCGCAAGGCAGAUGACUCUGGUCCCGUUACCCCUCGCAAGAAGGCCAGCCCGAAGAAGGCAUCCCCUAAGAAGGCAACCCCUAAGAAAGGUGGAAAGGAGGCUCAGGGCGAUGCUGCUGAGGAUGGCAUGGUUAUGAAGGAGAGCGAGGACGGAUAUGCUUAG